AAACAUAACAUUACUUCAAUUAGCUAGCACCCCUUAUUCAACGAUAAUAGCCAUAGUCUAGGUAGCUACUAUAACAAAUGAUAGCUCGCUACUAUUAGCUGACUAAACCGCUGUUAUUUAAUUAAAACAGCUAACGUUAGCUAGGCUUACAUUUUAGCUACAUUGUUGAAUAUUGGCUAGUUAGCUACUUAGCUAACUGCUUCAAGCUGGUGCUUUUUUAUUUAGCUAGCUAACAUGGUUCUGUUAAGAUGGAUGGCGUUACUAGCUAGCUGUGAUGGGUCGCUAGUUAGCGACCGUUAACUAGCUAGCUUAGUAACGCUUACGCUAACUAGAUUGUUUAUCACGCGAUGUGCUGGCUCAUGUUGCUAGUUAACGUUAGUUAAGCUAACAUGACAUCAUUGUGUGUCAUUUUGCCAUGUCCAUGCACUAUCAUUACUCUGUAAUAUCAGCUAUCUAGUUAACUGUCUCUCCUCCUCUCCUUUAGGUUAUUUUAGCCAUCAAGCACUGGCCUCGAGUAUCUGACUAGGCCGACAAUGGUUUGUGAAUUCCAGCUAACCUCGUUAGCCAGUAACGCCAGUACUAACCAGGCUCUCUGGAUUGUUUACAUCCAGCGCCAGUUUGCACACUAGCUGGGUAAUGUUGUUAGCGAGCUAACUGGUUUCAUACGCAGUCAGUUGUUUAGCUACAAUAAUCUAGCCAACAAGGUAUUUUAUUUAUUUUGUUGCAAGUAAGGGGGUUAGUUAGCUAUGCCACACUAUAUUUGGCUUUGCUACAGUGUGUGAAAGUGAUUAAGCCACUAGUUAUCCGAACACUGACAAAUCAGUUGGUGUCUCACAAGCAACCAUUUGGAUCUUCACCACAUCUAGCUACCUAAGUACCGUUAUGUGAAGAUAUCUAGCUAGUUAAUUGAAUGGGUUGUUAGUAGAACGGGUUGCUUAUCAAUUUGUUUUUGUGGAUGUAAAGCAUUGACUCAAUUUAAAUCAAUACUUGACACAACUGUUGUGACCACUAGUCCAACAGACAACUACAGGUGGCAACCGGUGCUAGGGGUAUUUGUAUUAGUUAGAGUGGAUUAGAUAUUGUAGAUCAUAUUAGAGUUGGUUAUGUCUCUGGAAAAUAUAUGUAACAGGUAAUGUGAUGUAUCACCAUUGAUUGUGCUUGUAUUGUUUUCACAGGCUGCAGUUGUGUUCUUGUGGAUGUGUGGUGGACCGUAAGCAGGGCGGCCACUUGUGAACCUCACCUAUUUACCUCGCCUCUUUGUCUUAUACCUCCUCCCUGACACCGAUUUUACCCUGUCUUUUAUCAUAAAUAUUUUUACAUGUGUGAAAGCAUGUUGCACAGAGACAGACCCCCUAUAUUUCUACCUCUUCGCAGUCUGUGCUCAUCAGUGUGUUACAGUAGUCUUUUAGCUGAAGGUUCAAAAUGGGGGUGAAUCUACUCUAUGCCUGGCAUAGUACGGUACUUGAAUUCCCACCCGUUUGUAAAUUAGCCCUGAUGAGCUGUGCAGGUUUCAUUAAUUAACCUUAAGUGAUAAACCAAAUAGCAGCCAGCUAGUUGGCCAAUCAGCCCCCUCCCCCCCACGCCCUCCUGGUAGAAUGAACGGCUCUCUUUUAACCCCACCUAGCCCGCGGGCAGCCAACUCCUCCCCGCUACCCCUUUCACCCUCCCCUUCUCCGUCCCCUCCAUCCCCCUCCCUGUUGCCCAUGUUCCCUCGGCCACCCCCCCUGCCCCCUCCCUUGGCCCAGCCUCACCCCUCCUCGCUGUCGGACACCCCCACACCCUCCCCCUGCCUGAGCUGGACGGAGUUCUGUGAGCUGCAUGCCCGCAUGGCGGCCGGGGACUUUGCCCGCCACUUCCGGGCGUUCCUCCUGGAGAACCCUCACUACUCCCCCGACUCUGCUGCUGCCUUCUGUCGCCGCUUCACUGACCGCUUUGUCCGACAUUUCCAGAGCGAACUGGAGGGAGUGGCAGGGGCGCCGGGUACAGCACCUGGGAUGGAGGCGGGGAGCUGGGCCCCCCAAUCAGACGCCACGUCCCUGGAAGAGGAGGCGGUCUCUCCCACUCCCGUCACCGAGGGAGCCUCCUACCACUCCUGUGCCCCAGCCAACCCGGUGAGAGCCCUGCCCAAGCCUGCCUCCACACGACUGGUGUUGGAAACCAGAAGUGGGGACCAAUUUCAAGACUCCUAUGCUGUCACAACAGUCCUCCCCCCAUCCUCCUCCUCCUCCUGCUCCUCCUCAGUGGGAGGAGGAAACAACGGCAGGCGGGAACAGAGGGGUGCCCUAGUUACUGUUAAACACUUCACUGGCGUCGGCACAGGCAAUGGAGAAACGACAGCCGAGGAAGAGGAGGAAAGCUGGGCGGGCGUAACGGUCAUGGAGGAGGAGGUGGAGCCAGAUGAGGGGGAGGCGGAGCUGGAAGUUUGCUUGGACAAUGAAGACCCCUCCCAUAUGCCCCAAACGCCUGCCUCCCCUUGCUCCGACACAACUCCUCCCCGCUCCAAGGGUAAUGGCACCCCGGCCUCGGCAGGAAGCCAGUCCAAAACCAAACUGAAGAAGCGCUUCUCUCUGCGGAGUGUUGGGCGCAGCGUGCGGGGUAGUGUCCGGGGCAUCCUGCACUGGCGCAGCUCAUCCAGCGACUCCCCCCAGAGCUCCUCCCAGCUGCCCUCCAGCUACAGCUACACAAUGGGGGUCCAGGACGCUGCCACCGGCUCUUCCUCCAAGAGGAACUCUGGCACUCAGCCCCCUACACCCACCUCCUCCAUGCCUGUCUCUCUCUCCCUGCCCCUCUCCCUCCCCCACUCCUCCUCCUCCUCCCUGCCCCCAUCUUCCUCCAGUAGUGCCACCUCCCUCUCGCUAUCGGAGGCACGGGACCGCCGGCGGAGCAAUGGUGAGGGGGGAGAGAAGGAGAAGUGGAGCCACCGGCUGGAGAAGCUGCGUCUGUCUCGCUCCCCGCCCCCCGUUCUCUCUUCGGCACCCACUUCGGCCGUGGUGUCACCUUCCGGCCUGCCCCCCAGCAGCAGCAGCAGCGCCACCCCGAGGAAGACGGGCCGGCUGGUGAGGGAGGGAGGAGUCAGCGUCAGCUCCUCCAUGCCAGAUGAGUUUGCCGGGAGCCACGGUGGUUUCCCUGGCUUUUCCUUCGGCCUGCUGCACCACGGCACACAAGAACACAACAACGCUGGUACUGGCUUAAACAACACCUCGUCCACUGCUAACGCCGCUCAGACAGCCGCAGUGCAGCCUCUCGUCCCCGGGGGCACUGUGGGCUGGAGGGGUGGUCGGUGGCACAAGUGCCGACUGGUCCUGAGGGAGAGGGACAAGGAGGGGGAGCGGGGCGAGGAGUACUAUCUGGAGUUCUUCAUCCCGCCUAAAUCCUCCAAGCCCAGGCUGACUAUCCCAUGCUGCUCUAUUGUGGAUGUGAGGAGCACCACAGCCCUGGAGGUGCCUGACAAGGAGAACACCUUCCUCCUCCAGUUGGAGGGACAGGUGCAGUAUGUGAUUGAGACGCGAGACGCUGUGCAGAUGAGAGCCUGGUUGAGUGACAUCAGGAACGGUAUAUGUAUCAGUGAACAGGAGGACAUAGAAGCUGUGUGUGGGGGACCCAUGGACAUCAGUGGAAUGCCAGAAUUCAGUGACCGCCUCUCUCAAGUGUGUUAUGGAGGUGUGGGCGGCUCCUCCCCGCUGAUGGACCCUCUCCCUCCAGAGUUACCGCCCCGCGCCCCUCUGGACGAAUCAGACGGACGUGUGGGUGGAGCCGGCCUGGGCACACCAUUUGCGGAGACGCCAGAUGCCACAGGUUCCUUCCUGUUCUCAGACGUGGCGGAGGCGGUGGAGCACCCUCUGAGCGAGUGCCAGUGGUUCCACGGGACGUUGUCGCGCCUGAAGGCGGCCCAGCUGGUGCUGGCAGGGGGUACGGCCAGCCACGGCGUCUUCCUUGUGCGCCAGAGCGAGACACGCCGCGGGGAGUACGUCCUCACCUUCAACUUCCAGGGCAAGGCCAAGCACCUGCGUCUGUCUCUGAACGAGGACGGCCAGUGCCGGGUGCAGCACCUGUGGUUCCAGUCCAUAUUCGACAUGCUGGAGCACUUCCGCGUGCACCCAAUCCCCCUGGAGUCUGGGGGUGCCUCGGACGUCACUCUCAUCAGCUUUGUGGGCGCCACCGCCGUCCGGCAGCCAGACUUGACCAGCAGACCCCGUAGCCCCCCCCAGCCUCCUCCUCCACCCCUGCCCCCCGGCCGGCCGCCACCCCCAACCCCACCCCAGGAACGAGGGAACGAGACCGAGCUGGGAGGAGGUGGAGGAGGAACUGCAGCAACUGCAGGAGGAGGUGAAGGAGUGGAGGACUGGGAGGAGAGGGAAGCUCCUCUUCGCCAACUGGAGGGGGUGGAGGGCGAAGAGCGGGAAGGAGGGAGGGCAAGAGCCAUUGACAACCAGUACUCCUUCUUCUGAGGAGGGAGGGGGGUGUUUGUGCGAAAGGGAGAGUGGAGGAGGCGGGAGUCAUAGCCAUUCAUAACCAGUAUUUGUAUUUUAUUACGAGACUGUGAGGGGAAGGGGUUAGAAGGAUGUACUAACACUAUUAAAACACAAGCAUUCUGGGAGAUUUAGCAAGAUGGAGAGAAAGAGAAAACGGGUGAAAGAGAAGAGAGAGGGAUGGGAGCACCUUACAACACUAAGUACAGGUACACUAAUGUUUAGCGAGAUAAGCUUUUUUGCCGGUACACCUCUUGGUACGCUUUUUGUAGACUUUUGAAUCCAUUUAUGGAUGUAGGUAGUGAGAGAUAUCCUCUGAACCCAGCAGUACCAUACCUCAAUAUCCUGCAGACAUUCUAAUGGCCAACAGUACACUUUCACAGAGGUAGAGAUGGAGGACAACCAUAUACUUACAAGGUGGCAAAGAGACUAGGCUAGAACUGGCAGGCAGGAUACAUAUACCUCAGUCACUCUUUCAACCUCACUCUUUCUCUCCGUCUCUUUUUCUCUCCACUCAUUUUCUGGUUUUCUUUAAUGGUAGAGAAGUGGCCAGAGGUAGAGAGAGCGAUUAUAUCUAUCCUUCAGAUUUAAAAAAAAAAAAAACAAAAAAAAAAACACUUUAUUAUUGAUAAUAAUGAUAUGAUUAACAAUAAUGAUAAAGGAAAUAAUGAUGAUGGUCGGAAAUAAUAGUAUUAAUUUUAUUUUUUAAAUGCCUUUUAUUGUAUGUUGUUUACUCCAUGUAAUGCGUAACACUUGUUCCUGCCCCCAUUCGGUUAUUUCAGUUGAAAUUUGUUUGCCUUUUUAAAAUAUUCCUAAGCCUCAUACUCAGUCUUUCCCUCACGCUCAUACAGUCCUCUCCUCCUGGACCUCAUCCAAAUUUAAUUUUAAUGUGCAGAAAUAGAAAAUAAGAUAAAUAUAAUGGGGGGGGACAUUUUUCUACUUGUGCCUUUCUUUGUUGUCACCUCUGUCGUACUCCUUCAACCUCCUACUCCUGGGUUGUGUGGCCAUGUCCGUCUUUCUGCCAUUCAGUUCAGUGCCUCUUUCUUUCUCUUUGUAUCCCCCCUCCUUCCUCUCUUUGUUUAUACCUUCACUUCUUCUGUUUGUCCUCUACUCCGAGCUUUGUCAUCUUUUACACAUCUUACCCCCCCUGUUCACCCGUUUCAAAUGUUGAUCUCUACUUGUGCCUUUCUGUCUCUGUCGCUCUCUCUUUUGCUGGGACCUUGUGUUGACGGUGGACAGGGUUUUGUCCAACCUGUGUGGUUAGUUUCAGGUACUACAUUGAAUUAAAUGAUAAUAUGAUAUAAUAUAAUUAUACUGAAACAUUUUGGCCUCGUGUGCUGUUGCUUUGGUUCACUGUUAUUGUUUCUUACUGAAUAAAGGGGAAGGAUGUAAAGGAAUGUUACACUAAUUCUUGCAGUUUUGUGUUGCCACAAAGUCCAAUGGCUAUGUCAUAAAAAUUCAUGAAAACAAAAA
Molecule: messenger RNA, 5942 nt
Organism: Salvelinus fontinalis (brook trout)
Lineage: Eukaryota; Metazoa; Chordata; Actinopteri; Salmoniformes; Salmonidae
Gene: sh2b1
Product: SH2B adaptor protein 1
Exons: 8
Coding region: 1596-4448 (950 amino acids)
Biological process (GO): intracellular signal transduction
Cellular component (GO): plasma membrane
Molecular function (GO): transmembrane receptor protein tyrosine kinase adaptor activity
Source: RefSeq, a predicted model, not a curated record